Messenger RNA from Aspergillus viridinutans, 1167 nucleotides. Its product is annotated as mitochondrial 54S ribosomal mL50 protein. Gene Ontology annotation, cellular component: mitochondrion. The transcript has 3 exons. Bases 1 to 1167 code for a protein of 388 amino acids. The record is from RefSeq and is a predicted model, not a curated record. Lineage: Eukaryota; Fungi; Ascomycota; Eurotiomycetes; Eurotiales; Aspergillaceae.
AUGCGUCAAUCACUGCGGCUAUUGAACCUGGAGGUGUCACCCCUCCAAGGGUCCAGAUCACUUUACAUUUGUUCAAUCUGUAGACAGGACGUGCGACCGCGCCCCGUCGUUGUCCGUCAAUUCCUGCGAAAUGCCUCGAACGCAACACCUCUCACCGAACGAGUGCGCCGCAAGAUUUGGGGAACAGACAAUCCUCCAGGCUUGAAAGAUCCGUAUGGAGGCGAAGGUGUUUUGGAGCGGAAAUGGAAGAAGCAGCCUGGGCAACAAGAGGAAGAACCGGCUCGCGGGUCCACUGAAGCUCUGGAAUCUCAGAGCGAGGAUGUCUUACCUGAUACCUACGAGCCCGCAACAACAUGGGAGCGUCUUCCUCGCGUUGGACACCUGGGGAAAUGGUCAGACCUUCCCCCUACGGAAGCUGAUGUCUUCAACCCCUUCAUGCUCAAGAAGAAACUGACCAAGGAGGGCCACCUUCAUUUGGCCGCUCACCAAGCCGCAGUCGAACUGUGCCUGAUGCAUGCGCUGAAGAAGCCACUCACGAAGAUCUGCGACGUCGCGGAACAUGAGAAGCCCGUUUUCAAACUGAUCUGGAAGUGCAAGAUUGAUCCGAAUGCAGAGAGUCAGUGGGGCCAGUCUUUGGUCUAUCCGGACGACGAGGCGAAGGAUGUUCUCGUUUACAUCUUCGAGCAGAUUGGUGGACGAGCUGAUACAACCGCCGCACCAGCCGAGGAAGAAGUGCAAGAGGACGUUGAGACAGAGGAAUAUGAGGGACCCGUCGAAGACUCGAUAGACUCGAUAUCACAGGCCCCCGCCCCUCCAUUCUUCGGUUACCGUAGUGUGCAGGAUAAGGGAUUCCUCUCCCUGUCAUUGAACGAUCCAGAAACGAAAUUUGCUUUCCUGAAGAGACUGUCUCAAUUGAGCGGUCACUAUUUCCCCGAUCCUGUCAUGCAUUCCAUCUCCACAGUCAAGCAGGCCGUGGAAUACCUCGAGGGAGUCGUCAAUCCGAAACCCACCAAGUUGGCCGAUCAACUAGCCAACAACCCCGAGCUUCAGCACCUGCCUAACGUCAAGCUUUUUACCAAGCGACAAACAGCUUUGAACAAGGAUGAGGAAUUGGGUCGGAAGAAGAUCAUUGAAUCUGAACUUCGCGCAAGAGGCCUCACUGAAUAA